GCGUAGCCCACAAGCUACUGAAAAAUUAAAACGAAUGGAAAUUCAACACGGGCUUCCUGAAUUAAAAGUGAAGCAAGAUGUGGCUACAAGGUGGAAUUCCACAUUUGACAUGUUCAAGCGCAUACUAGAAAUAAAACAACCAUUGAUGUCAGUAAUUGCAAUACAUUACAAGAACCUACCAAAUUUAUCAAACACUGACAUGAAAAUUUUGGAAAUAUGUUGUCAGAUAUUAAAAGUGUUCAAGGAAGUAACAGACGAAAUUUCGUCAGAAAAAGAGCAAUUCACUUUCAAAUAUUGUAGGAAAUUUCUGGUGGAUAAUCCAGAAAUUCCAGAAGAGUGUAAACAGCUGACUGAGGCUCUAUUAUCGUCUUUACAAAAAAGGUUUAGCAAUAUAGAAUUCAACAAAAUGUUUGCUGAAGCAACAAUUUUGGAUCCACGACUUAAAAAAUUUGGAUUUGAUAGUAAAACAGCUUUCGAAUGUGCAAAAAAAAAUUUAAUUAGUUAUGUCACCAGGAAUACGCCAUCAUCAAGUGAAGUCACCAAGAGAAAUGAUGAGCAGAUUCAAACAGAUGGAGUUGAAUUAACCAAAAAAACUACAAAAUCAGCUAUAUGGGAAUCUUUUGAUUGGGCUAUUGCUAAUGUGGUGUCUAGUGUUAAUCCUUUAACAGCUGGAAUUAUAGAAGUAGAAAAAUAUCUAGAUGAGCCAUUAUUGCAGAGAGAUUGUGACCCAUUCAUGUGGUGGGAACAAAGGAAACAUGUAUAUCCCAGACUAUAUGUGCUUAUGAAAAGUAGGUUAAGCAUAGUAGCUACUUCAGUCCCCAGUGAAAGGAUAUUUUCUAAAGCUGGUCAAACUCUUACAGAAAAAAGGAGCAGUCGUCAAGGACAAAAAGUUUCCAUGUUACUCUUUUGGAAUUCCAAUUUGUGA
This is a messenger RNA of Acanthoscelides obtectus, 925 nucleotides long. Lineage: Eukaryota; Metazoa; Arthropoda; Insecta; Coleoptera; Chrysomelidae. The record is from the annotation of a GenBank genome assembly.